Molecule: messenger RNA, 2934 nt
Organism: Entrophospora sp. SA101
Lineage: Eukaryota; Fungi; Glomeromycota; Glomeromycetes; Entrophosporales; Entrophosporaceae
Source: the annotation of a GenBank genome assembly
AAUUCAUCAAAAGGGGUUAUUGAUAUUGGAAGUAAUGGUAUUCGGUUUGGUUUAGUCUCUUCAUUGAACAGACAUUUACCAAUUCUUUAUGAAGAACGUGCUCCCAUUUCACUAUUUGAAGCACAACAUUCUUCUAAAUCUGAGGAGAAAUCUAAUAUACCAGAAAACAUAAUACGCAAUGUAGAAAAUACUAUGAAAAGAUUUAAUUACAUGUGUACAAGCUAUGGUGUGAAAAUUGAUGAUGUUACUAUUGUAGCCACUGAAGCAACUCGUACUGCGCCUAAUAGUAUAGAGUUUUGUGAGAGAAUAGAAAAAUCAUUUCAAAAACCUGUUCUAAUAUUAGACAAAGAAAAAGAGGCUAUAGUUUCUGGAAAUGGCAUUGCGGCAACUUAUAAUGGCGUAGAAGGUCUAGUUAUGGAUAUGGGUGGUGGAUCCGUAGAAUUAAGCUAUUUGAAAUUUGAUCGAAAAACUGCCGAAUUCAAAAUAUCAGAUGCACCAAUAAAUCUUCCUUAUGGUGCUGCUGCUUUAACAAAAUUAUUAAAACAGAAUAAUACACCCGAAAAACUUUCUAAAUUAUCAAAUCAAAUCGUAGAAGAUUUGAAAAAAGGGUUUGUGAAUUUAGGUGCCCCUGAAGAUAUCAAAGUUAAUGGAAAAUUUACUGUUUAUAUGAGUGGUGGUGGAUUUCGUUCUCUAGGUUAUUUGUGUAUGUCAGAGAGUGAAUCUGAUUCUGGUAGCAAAUAUUCUUAUCCAAUCCCAAUAAUCAAUGGUUUCUUUACAUCCUCUGAGAAAUUGAAAAAAGUUAUAGAACCCCUCACACCAUCAGAACAAAUAGAAUUUAAAACAUCACCAGAAGCAAUAUUUCCUAAUGGAAAUCCAUUUCGUAUCAGUAACAGACGUGCUAAAUUAAUGCCAGCAUGCUGUUUCUUAAUAAAUGCUAUAAUGAAAUGCAUUGAUAUUGGUGAUAUUUAUUUUUGUGAAGGUGGCGUACGUCAAGGAAUGUGCUUUCAAAUGAUGGACAAAGAAAUUCAAAAAUUAGAUCCAUUAGAAACCUUUAUUGAGACACAUCCAUUACAAACUGAACAUAUUAAACAUAACACCUGUCAGGUACUAGAUAUUUUGAAAAGUUCCAUACCAGAGAAAUUUUAUGAAAUACUCGAUUCUGAUGUUACUGGUAAUAAUAAACCAGAAAGACUCGAACGUCUUCUUCCUAGUAUUAUCUCACUAUCACAAUGGUCAAUGAACCUUGCAAAAGAAGCACGUCCAAUCAGCGGUUUUACUUUGCCACUUGCGGGUGGACCACUUUGUAACACUCCCGGAUUAACCCACGUUGACAGAGCAAUCAUAUCAUGGUGUUUGAUGUAUAGAUAUUUUGAUGACGCAAAUGGUGACGUAGAAAAAAAUAUUAGUGUGAUGGAACCUAGUUUAUAUAUGGGUAUAAAAAAUAUGAUUCCUGGUGGAAAGAAUGGUAGAAAAGUUUGUGAAUUCAUUGGAAAAUUACUUGGAUUUAUUAUUUUAUGUGCACCAGUUACUAAACCAGUAACUGAUCCUACAGGCUGCUCAGUAAGCCAAUUAAUUAAAAUUAAAUUAAAAAAACCAGUCCAUACAUAUGAAAAUUUUAUAGCAGAAACUAUUAAAGUAUCAUUUCCAGAUUCUGAUAAAUUAUUUCUUAUUGUUCUUCCAACUGGAAGAACUCCAUGGGGUUAUGAUUGGCAUGGUCCCAGCAAGAAAAAUAUUGAUUUUGCAAUAUUUAAUUUGAAAGAAUUAAUGCCAGGAGUACCAAAAGACAAACGCCAUUCAAAUGGCGGACAAGGUGCUUGGUUUUAUAUUUCACAUUAUCCUGAUUCUAUUAUUGCAGGAUAUAUAAAAAUUCAAUAUUAUGUUCCUUAUUAUUGGAAUAGUGAUGCUUAUAUUGACCCAAUUCUUAAAGGGAUUUUAGAAUCAUCAAUUACAGAGUUUAAUAAUGAUUUAUAUGCAUCAAACAUGGUAGGUAUUCCAAUAUUAGCAAGAGUUGGUGGUGAAGAUGAUAAUGUUCAUCCAAUUCAUUCUAGAAUGCUAGUGAGACUGGUGAAUGAACAUUCUAACAAUACGAAUGCUAUUGGGCUUUCAGAAAUUGCCAAUCAAGGUCACUGGUUUGAUAAUAUAAUGUCCGACACGAUUAUGCAAAAUUUUUUAGAUCAACAUCUAUUAAGUAAUACUGAAUCUAACAACGAUAUUGAGAACAACAGUAAUAAUAGUAAUGGUAUCAUAUUUCCAAAAAAAUUUACUAUAACUUUAAUGAAUCCAGCAAGUUUUGGCAGUAAAUUUGGAAUUAAAGUCGAUCAAUUGAUUGUACCUUAUCGUUUAGGGAAAAUAGAAGUUGAAAUAAACCAAGGUGAAGAUGAAAAAUUUAUUUGGAAACUUCAAACUACAAAUAUUCUUAGAUUCAAAUUUUUAGAAAACUUCAAAUCUAAGGAUUUAAUUAGAAAUUCAAAUUUUCAAACUUAUGGGCCAAUUCAUCAAAUUCUUGAAUCAAAUUCAUCAUUAAAAAUAAUAAUUGGAACUUCUAAAAAUAAAAAUAAUGACACCAAAAUGUUUUUAAAUAUGGCUAAAGAAAUAUCUAGUAGGAAUUUAAUCUUGUUGGGAGGUGAAUUAGACAAUAAGGUUACAAGAAGAAUUUUAAAGGAGAGAGAAAGUGAAGUAAAGUUCAACCGAGAUGGGACUUUUAGGAUUCAAAAUAAAAUAUUUAAAGAAUCUGGAAUAGGUAUAUUGUUUUUACAUCCGUAUCAAAAUAAUAACCUGGCAUUGAUUAUAGCAGGAUUAGAUGCAAUAGGUUAUGAUCAAAUUUUAAAAUUAUUUCCUAAAAGAACUGGAGUUCCUGUGCCUGAUUGGAUUAUUAUAAGUAAAGAUGCAAGAUGGAAAGGUGUUGGUGGUGUACUUGUUAUUUAUUAUCCAUGA